AUGUUUCGACUGCUCAUCAGAACGUCACCGGCAAGAUGGUUCCUUGUCAGAAGAAUACCUUCCGCCUCUACCACCACCACCCCCUUGCGAAGUCUCCACGCAACAUACACCUUAAACUCCAAGAAAAACAAACUGAAAUCAAAAAAACUCGACAAGGAGGAUGAAUAUGUCCAACACGAAGCAGAAACAGAGAAAAUCACCCCCACGAUAGACUUUAAAUCCACCGAGACCAAAUUCGAAAACGUCCUAGCCAGAUUCGAGAAAUUGGCCAACGAAAUCAAAUUGGGCAAAAUCAACCCCAAGAUAUUCGAUAAUUUGACCGUGAACGUCGGCAACAACACAAAUGUCGACGAGGUGCCCUUCACUUCAGUAGCGCAAACGUCGGUCAAGGGCAGAAACUUCAUCGUUACCAUGUUCGACCCGCUGAACGCUGACAGCAUCAUCAACGCUAUAAUCGGCUCGGGACUCAAUAUGAGCGGCACCAUUGACCCCGCCAACAAAUUCAACAUCAGGAUCCCCUUGCCUCCCAUCACUCAAGAGACAAAGAAACACGACGCCAAAACGUUGAAGGAGCUCUAUGAGAAGUUCAGGAAUAACAAGACAGGGUCGAUGAAUAGCGUGAGAGGCGAGACGAGAAGUAAAUUUCAGGGCCAUUUGAAGCAUCAUAAGUUGUCCGACACUGAGAAUAAGCAGUUGGAACAAUUGGAGAAAUUGCACAAGGUGUUUGCCGAUAAGUUGCAGGCUUCGUUUAAGCUGUUUGAGAAGGCAAUCUUAAAGUGA
Lodderomyces beijingensis is the source of this 780-nucleotide messenger RNA. NCBI's taxonomy places the organism in Eukaryota, Fungi, Ascomycota, Pichiomycetes, Serinales, Debaryomycetaceae. The record is from the annotation of a GenBank genome assembly.